Messenger RNA from Didymodactylos carnosus, 369 nucleotides. Lineage: Eukaryota; Metazoa; Rotifera; Eurotatoria; Philodinida; Philodinidae. The record is from the annotation of a GenBank genome assembly.
AUGAAUGACCAAUGCACCGGCUACUAUCCAGCGUCUCAUGGACCUUAUGAUGUUAUAAUUUAUUCACCAACUUUUGAACAACAUCUAAUAGGCAUUGACAAUGUUUUUAAUCGAAUAAAAGAAAGUGGUCUUACAUUAAAACCGUCAAAAUGUUUCUUUUGCCGCCAUGAAUUAAAAUAUCUAGGCUACAUUAUUAGUGCUGUUGGCAUUCGUCCCGAUCCAGAUAAAUUAGAGGCGGUCCGGUCUUUUCCCGUACCAUUUAAACCUAAAGGUGUACUAGCCUUCUUGGGUCUUAGGGGUUAUUAUCGGCGUUUUAUCAAAAAUUACGCUGAGAUUGCUGAGCCUCUUUUCGAUCAGAGAAAAGCAUAA